Molecule: messenger RNA, 1287 nt
Organism: Acanthisitta chloris (rifleman)
Lineage: Eukaryota; Metazoa; Chordata; Aves; Passeriformes; Acanthisittidae
Product: zona pellucida sperm-binding protein 3-like
Exons: 9
Coding region: 1-1287 (428 amino acids)
Biological process (GO): egg coat formation; positive regulation of acrosome reaction; binding of sperm to zona pellucida
Cellular component (GO): extracellular matrix
Molecular function (GO): acrosin binding
Source: RefSeq, a predicted model, not a curated record
AUGGGCGAGGUGGCUGCCUACCCUCCCUGGGACUUCUCCUGGGGCAACUCAGCAAGCCACGGGACACAGGCAAACCACAACCCAUGGGCCUGGGUGGAGGACUCCCCAUCUCUAGCCACCCACAGCCGGAACCCGGUGACAGUGCAGUGCCAGGAGGCUCAGCUGGUGGUGACGGUGCACAGGGACCUGUUUGGCACUGGUCGCCUGGUCAGCGUGGCCGACCUGACGCUGGGGCCAGCAGCCUGCAAACACUCUGCACUCAACCAUGCCCUGCACACUGUCAUCUUCACUGCUGGGCUCCACGAGUGUGGCAGCACCGUGCAGGUCACACCGGAUUCUCUCAUCUACCGCACACUGCUCAACUACGAUCCCAGUCCUGCCAGCAACCCUGUUAUCAUCCGCAGCAACCCUGCUGUCAUCCCCAUCGAGUGCCACUACCCCAGGAGGGAGAACGUGAGCAGCAAUGCCAUCCGCCCCACCUGGGCUCCCUUCAGCUCCACACUGUCAGCGGAGGAGAAGCUGAUGUUCUCCCUGCGCCUCAUGAAUGAUGACUGGAGUGCUGAGAGACCCUUCACUGGUUUCCACCUGGGUGAUGUCCUCAACAUCCAAGCGGAGGUGGGCACAGAGAGCCACGUGCCACUGCGGCUGUUCGUGGACAGCUGUGUAGCCGCGCUCAGCCCUGGCACCGACUCCUCACCCCACUACACCAUCAUUGACUUCAAUGGGUGCCUGGUUGAUGGAAGAUCAGAUGAUACCAGCUCUGCCUUCAUCGCCCCCCGGCCCCGGGAGGACAUGCUGCGUUUCAGGAUCGACGUCUUCAGGUUCGCAGGGGACACCAGGAACCUGAUCUAUAUCACCUGCCACCUGAAGGUGACUCCAGCAGACCAAACUCCAGACUCCCUGAACAAGGCUUGUUCCUUCAACAAAGCCAGAAACACCUGGGCCCCUGUGGAAGGCACCCGGGACAUCUGCAGCUGCUGUGAGAUGGGCAACUGUGGGUCCCCUACAGUGGCCAGGGGCCUCAACCACCUAGACAGAUGGCCCAGUCGCCGCUUCCGCCGUCAUGCCAAGGGUGAAGAGGCUGAGGCUGACGUGGUCAUUGGCCCCGUGCUGCUCUCAAGGGACCUAAGUGCUGUGAGACAGCAUCCAGAGGGAGGUCAGGGUGGGGGGAGAGCAGUGCUCGGCGUGGGGACAGGGCUGCUGUGCGUGGUGAUCGUUGUGGGUUUGGCAGGAAUGGCACUGGCCAUCGUUGUGGGGCGCAGAAGGUGUGUCCAUGCCUCAGCCUGA